This is a messenger RNA of Prorocentrum cordatum, 975 nucleotides long. Lineage: Eukaryota; Dinophyceae; Prorocentrales; Prorocentraceae. The record is from the annotation of a GenBank genome assembly.
AUGUCGGGCGUGGGAGCCUGUCGCCCUGCCGCGGUCGCCCUGACGGAGCUGGAGAGACACGCGGGGCGCGGGCUGACUUCCGUCGAGACCCUGCGCGCGGAGUCGAAGCGGCUGCGGGCGGGCACGGAGGCCCUGCUGGACAGGAUCGAGGCUAGCUUCAGGACGUCCCGCGCCGCGGCCUCGUCCCCGCUGGAGGCGCGCCCGGGGCGCGCUCGAGGGCGCCGGCAGGAGAUCGCGCAGCGGUCAGGGCCAGCGCUGCAGCUGACCAGCGCCUUUGGAUCUGGGAAGCGCGGCGAGUGCCUCUGCUGCCCGGCGGGGUGCCGGUUCGUCUGGGCCGCGGUGCUUUGGGCCGCCUGCGCGGUGCCGGCGCCAGAUGUCCUGCCCCUCAGGCCCUCGUCGCCGAGUGGUACUCCCAGGACUGGCAGUACCGCGGCAGAGAGCAGCACGACAUGGACGUCCACCGAUUUUGUGCGCGGGAUUGCGCACGACGCUUGUGGGCAGCACGACAGAGACCAGCAGGACGACUUUGACACCCAUGAGGGGGACGGGUAUUCGGACGAGCGCCAUCCGUCCGACCAGCACGACGGCGACAUGCAGCAGGCCGACUGGCGGCGCGAUGGGGCCCGACAGCACAGCUUCGACACCCACGACUGGGGCGACCAGUGCGGCAUGCAGAAGGCCCCGUUGCAACAGUUCAGGGGCCAGCACCACGACUUUGACGCCCACGAGGAGGACGAGGAUGAGUCCCGCGCGACCGAGGGCCACGAUGGCGACCUGCAGCAGAUCGACGGGCAGCACGACGGGGAGCUACAGCACUUCCAGCAGUACGUCGGCAACCAGCCCUACGGAACCAAGCUCUACUUUGGCGGUUGCCACGACGGAGGCGACGCGCACGUCGCCGGCGGAGCUGUACUUCCACUCCCACCUCCGCAGCUGCGCCGCCAGCGCUUCAGGGGCCUCUUGCACGGCGGCUAG